AUGAAGGAAUUGGAGAAAAUAAUUCCAAAAAAAUGUGCUGGUGUCUCUCCAAUGAUUGUAAAAGAUCUAACUCAGCAGAUGAUCGAUGAAGAUGGUGUUAUUUCUGUAGAAAAAUGUGGCAGUACUAAUAUUUAUUGGUGCUUCAAGAACCAAAUAGUCAGAAAAAUGUUCGAUUCCUGUAAUAAAAUACAGUCUGAUAUCGACUCUAAAUCGAACUCCAUUAAAGAUAUAGAAUCCCAAUUGAAGCAAACCUUAGCAAAUGAUAGAUCUCCCACUUUUAUCGCAAAUGGAAAAUCUUACAAUAGAGUCGAACAAUUAUCAAAUAAACGACAGUUGGAUGAAGAAUUGAAAAUUUUACAAGAAAAAUAUAAAAAUCUAUCAAAUGUCAAAUGGGAUAAAUUUACUUACCAAGAAAGAAAAACCGAGUUGGUUAAACAAAAUAAUAAGUUAAAUUUAAUUACUGACAAUAUCGAAUUGUUAAUAUCAUAUUUAAAUAAAAAAUACUUCAUUGAUCCACAACAAAUAAGAAGUGAAUACGAAAUCCCACAAGAAUUCAUGGAAUUCACAAAUGAAAUAUCUUCCCUCUAA
This is a messenger RNA of Vanderwaltozyma polyspora DSM 70294, 588 nucleotides long. RefSeq names its product Mnd1p (gene MND1). Lineage: Eukaryota; Fungi; Ascomycota; Saccharomycetes; Saccharomycetales; Saccharomycetaceae. The transcript has a single exon. Gene Ontology annotation, biological process: reciprocal meiotic recombination. Bases 1 to 588 code for a protein of 195 amino acids. Gene Ontology annotation, molecular function: double-stranded DNA binding. The record is from RefSeq and is a predicted model, not a curated record.